CUCUCUCUCUCUCUCUCUCUCUCUCUCUCUCUCUGCCUGCCAUUCUUCCUUUUUUCCUCCCAAAUUGGUUUCUUCUGCUUCAGGCAGAUAGCGCCGGUAGUGGUGGCAACAAAACUAGAUUGGGGAGGAGGCAGCUGCCGCAUCUCGAAGGACGCCAUCAAUGUGCGAGUUCCUGUGAAAUGGAUUGCGGUGAGACCGGUCCUUGAAUCGAUCCCGCUUUGGGGCAUGAUGAGAUACCAGAGAGUGAUUCCGGAUGUGCUUCCCCUCGGUAAUGGAAGGAAACCUUGCCUGAGACCCUGCAAGGAACACGAUGCGGUUCUCGACUACACUUCCGAAGCAAAGCCAUCUCUACUGGCGAGAUCCGCGUCAGGAUCGGCCAAUCCCUCCCCACCACGAGACCAACCCUGCUCCUUCCCCUCGGAUUCGUCACCGGCGCGGUCCAGCGACCGGCCGCCCUCCUCCUCCACUGCUACGGCGGCGAAGGCUCAGAACCACCACUACCAUCGUGAGGUAAACGGGCUGAGCCCUGACGGAGGCGGCGACGUCCUGCUCCAGUGGGGGCACAACAAGAGGUCCCGCGGUUCGAGGGCGGAGGCGUCCCCCGCAACCCACUCGAGGCAUAAAAUACAGCUGAGAUCGGCGGCCACGGUGAUGCCCCCUCCGUCCUGUGGCUCGUUUUCGAUGGGCGCCAACCACCGUCCUCUGAUCACCAGAGGCACCGAGGAUUCAUCGAGCGGCCUGACUCGUACUGAGAGGCGUUGCCCGGCAUCCCCACCGGAGAAGUCCCGUAAGGCUUCAGCCAAGGCCACCCUGAACGGCUGCACAGCAGCAGAUGUUUCUGCGAAUCCAGAACAGUCGAAGCGGGCACCGGACCGAGAAACGGGUGGCGGCGGCGGCACCAUGACGGCGGGUGAGAAGCUGAAUCUGGAUAAGUUCGAGUGGCCGAGGAUUUAUGUAUCCCUCUCCAGGAAGGAGAAAGAGGAUGACUUCCUUGCCAUGAAGGGGACUAAGCUACCCCACAGGCCCAAGAAGAGGGCCAAGAACAUCGAAAAAGCCCUCCAGUACUGUUUUCCAGGGAUGUGGCUUUCGGACUUGACAAGAGGGAGAUACGAAGUGAGGGAGAAGAAAAGUGUGAAGAAGAAGAGAGCUGGAUUGAAGGCAAUGGAGAGCUUAGAUAGUGAUUCAGAGUAAUUAAUGAUGAUGAUGGCUCAAAAUCUUCUUCUUUCUUCUCUUUUUGCUUGGGGGGUUGUAGUUUCAAUCCCUCCUUUUGGCAGUCGAUAGAGAACUUGUUAUCCUUGCUAUCUUAGCUCUUGUACACAUCUCCAGCAAAAAGAAAAAAAAAAAAAGGAGAAAAAAUUGUCUUAGUCAGUCAAAUGCUCUCCACUCUCUUCUUCAUGCAUGCUAUGGUAGAUCUUCAGUAGAGCUUUCAUUUUAGCCCGAUGUGUGAUGUACGUAUUUGGUGAUGAUCCAAUCCGAGUCACAGAGGAUGUCUUCAACUCUAUUAUAAAUUCCCAUCUUCUAACCAUGGAAUUGAAUGUUUCGUA
Molecule: messenger RNA, 1544 nt
Organism: Musa acuminata AAA Group (dessert banana)
Lineage: Eukaryota; Viridiplantae; Streptophyta; Magnoliopsida; Zingiberales; Musaceae
Exons: 5
Coding region: 226-1191 (321 amino acids)
Source: RefSeq, a predicted model, not a curated record